This is a messenger RNA of Ceratotherium simum simum (southern white rhinoceros), 2874 nucleotides long. It is a transcript of the gene SLC6A17, whose product is annotated as solute carrier family 6 member 17. Gene Ontology annotation, cellular component: plasma membrane; synaptic vesicle. The record is from RefSeq and is a predicted model, not a curated record. Gene Ontology annotation, biological process: sodium ion transmembrane transport; glycine transport; L-leucine transport. NCBI's taxonomy places the organism in Eukaryota, Metazoa, Chordata, Mammalia, Perissodactyla, Rhinocerotidae.
AGUGCGCGCUGCGCUCCGCCCAGCUCCGUUCCGCUCUGCAGAGCCGGUGCAGCCCGGGCGCAGGGAGGGCGGCACUCGGCUCCGGUGGCCGCAGCCCCCAUGCGCUCCCUCCGCCUCUCGGGAACUGGGUCCCAGGGCCGCUCCCCCGAGGCCUGAGCGCGCGACAGGCGGGAGACGGGCCAGGACCGGUGGCGAGGGAGGGAGCGAGGAGCGAGCAGAGUCGCGUGCGCGGGCGCGCGACUCCGGGUCCCUUCCCAGUCCCGGCCGGGGCCCGUCGCUGCCACACUCGGGCUGCCCGUGGGAAGGUGCGCCCGCGACCCGUCGGGGACCGCAGCUGCUCGGCUUAAGGGCAGGGGCCAAGUCUGCGGGACGAACCACGCGGGACAGGUCUCUGGAUGAGAAGGAGCUGACAACAGCCCAGUCCCACCUUCUCUGUGUGCUGGGGAGCAGGGCUGCGUGGCCCAGGUGGCAUCAAUGCCGAAGAACAGCAAGGUGACCCAGCGUGAGCACAGCAAUGAGCAUGUCACAGAGUCAGUGGCCGACCUGCUGGCCCUCGAGGAGCCCGUGGACUACAAGCAGAGCAUCCUGAAUGUGGCUGGCGAGGCAGGCGGCAAGCAGAAGGUGGUGGAGGAGGAGCUGGACGCGGAGGACCGGCCAGCCUGGAACAGCAAGCUGCAGUACAUCCUGGCCCAGAUCGGCUUCUCCGUGGGCCUCGGCAACAUCUGGAGGUUCCCCUACCUGUGCCAGAAAAACGGAGGAGGUGCCUACCUGGUGCCCUACCUGGUGCUGCUGAUCAUCAUCGGGAUCCCCCUCUUCUUCCUGGAGCUGGCCGUGGGCCAGAGGAUCCGCCGCGGCAGCAUCGGCGUGUGGCACUACGUGUGCCCCCGCUUAGGGGGCAUCGGCUUCUCCAGCUGCAUAGUCUGCCUCUUUGUUGGGCUGUAUUAUAAUGUGAUCAUUGGGUGGAGCAUCUUCUACUUCUUCAAGUCCUUCCAGUACCCACUGCCCUGGAGUGAAUGUCCUGUCAUCAGGAAUGGGACCAUGGCAGUGGUGGAGGCAGAGUGUGAAAAGAGCUCAGCCACUACCUACUUCUGGUACCGAGAGGCCUUGGACAUCUCCAACUCCAUCUCGGAGAGUGGGGGCCUCAACUGGAAGAUGACCCUGUGCCUCCUGGUGGCCUGGAGCAUUGUGGGCAUGGCCGUUGUCAAGGGCAUCCAGUCCUCGGGGAAGGUGAUGUAUUUCAGCUCCCUCUUCCCCUACGUGGUGCUGGCCUGCUUCCUGGUGCGGGGGCUGCUGCUGCGAGGAGCCGUCGAUGGCAUCCUGCACAUGUUCACUCCCAAGCUGGACAAGAUGCUGGACCCCCAGGUGUGGCGGGAGGCAGCCACGCAGGUCUUCUUCGCCCUGGGGCUGGGCUUCGGGGGCGUCAUCGCCUUCUCCAGCUAUAACAAGCAAGACAACAACUGCCACUUCGACGCCGCGCUGGUGUCCUUCAUCAACUUCUUCACCUCGGUGCUGGCCACCCUCGUGGUGUUUGCUGUGCUGGGCUUCAAGGCCAACAUCAUGAAUGAGAAGUGUGUGGUCGAGAAUGCCGAGAAAAUCCUGGGGUACCUCAACUCCAACGUCCUGAACCGGGCCCUCAUCCCUCCCCACGUCAACUUCUCCCACCUGACCACCAAGGACUACUCGGAGAUGUACAAGGUCAUCAGGACCGUGAAGGAGGACCAUUUCUCAGCCCUGGGCCUCGAUCCCUGCCUUCUGGAGGAUGAGCUGGACAAGUCUGUGCAGGGCACGGGCCUGGCCUUCAUCGCCUUCACCGAGGCCAUGACGCACUUCCCUGCCUCCCCAUUCUGGUCCGUCAUGUUCUUCCUGAUGCUCAUCAACCUGGGCCUGGGCAGUAUGAUCGGGACCAUGGCGGGCAUCACCACGCCCAUCAUCGACACCUUCAAGGUGCCCAAGGAGAUGUUCACAGUGGGCUGCUGUGUCUUUGCAUUCUUCGUGGGGCUCUUGUUCGUCCAGCGCUCCGGAAACUACUUCGUCACUAUGUUUGAUGACUACUCGGCCACCCUGCCGCUCACCGUCAUUGUCAUCCUUGAGAACGUCGCUGUGGCCUGGAUCUAUGGAACCAAGAAGUUCAUGCAGGAGCUGACAGAGAUGCUGGGCUUCCGGCCCUACCGCUUCUAUUUCUACAUGUGGAAGUUCGUGUCUCCAUUGUGCAUGGCUGUGCUCACCACGGCCAGCAUCAUCCAGCUGGGGGUCACACCCCCGGGCUACAGCGCCUGGAUCAAGGAGGAGGCUGCCGAGCGCUACCUGUAUUUCCCUAACUGGGCCAUGGCACUCCUGAUCGCCCUCAUUGUGGUGGCCACCCUGCCCAUCCCUGUGGUGUUCGUCCUGCGGCACUUCCACCUGCUCUCUGACGGCUCCAACACCCUCUCCGUGUCCUAUAAGAAGGGCCGCAUGAUGAAGGACAUCUCCAACCUGGAGGAGAAUGACGAGACCCGCUUCAUCCUCAGCAAGGUGCCCAGCGAGGCGCCCUCCCCCAUGCCCACCCACCGCUCCUACCUGGGGCCCGGGAGCACGUCGCCCCUGGAGAGCAGCGGCAACCCCAAUGGACGCUAUGGGAGCGGCUACCUCCUGGCCGGCACCCCUGAGUCGGAGCUGUGACCACUGCCCGCACCCUGCCUGCCUCUGCCCCCACACCCAACCAGCCCACUUGUCCCGGCCUGGCCCCUCCCCCAGGCCAGGCCCUCUGCCCCAGGAGAGGGGCUCUGCCCUGCCUCAUCCUCCACCUCAGCCCAGUCAACUUCUGCUCCCCAAACCUGUGUGGGGGUGCGGAGAAGCUCUGUCCCCCAGUCCAGGCCCCCAACUCAUCUAACCCUC